AUGACCAAGCCCGGUACACCUCCUGUCCCCAAUGAGCCCAAUGCAAUCAUGAGCGACUUCGGCCCGAUACCCGCUCGCGACACCCGAAAUGACGACCGAGAAGCAUUAGAGCUCCAUUCGAUACAAACCCAAGAAGACAAUGAGCUAGACUACUCGACCCCAUCGGCUUCGUCUGGCGACGAGCAUCACAUGCCCACACGUCGGACACCGUCCCGAGCUGAUUCUCGGCGCUCACGCAAAGUCCGCAAGGGCCUUUGGGGCGGGAUUUGUCGGUUCUGGGGUCGACAUGUUACUCUGACCGUGCCGCAGAAGAGCAAUCGAGAUUACUUUGGUGCGUUCCACUGUGGAAACGUUGCUAGCAAUUUAAUUGACACCAUUAAAGCCCUAGAAAGAACAUUCCUUGCGUAUAUCCGCACGUCCACCGUUAUCGCUAUGCAAGGAGUGCUCGUUGCGCAACUUUUCCGUCUACAACGCCCAUUGACAAAAGUCGAUCGCCUGUCAUUUCACGAAGUCGGUAUCCCGCUUUCGGUUGCCUGCCACGGUGUGGCUAUUAUCGUCGCCUUCAUAGGUGCGGUCCGAUUCUGGAGACAACAAAAUGCUAUUGCUCGUGGGAAAGUGUAUGCUGGAGGGUGGGAGUUGAACUCGGUGGGGAUAUUCAUAUUCGCUGUUAUUGUGACGACCUUGGUUCUUACUGUUAUCAUCUUGAUCCAAAUCGAUUUGAGCUCCAGUGCGCUUCCUAAUCGAAUAUUAUGGUCAUGA
This is a messenger RNA of Penicillium robsamsonii, 759 nucleotides long. RefSeq names its product DUF202 domain-containing protein. The record is from RefSeq and is a predicted model, not a curated record. The coding region runs from base 1 to 759 and encodes 252 amino acids. Lineage: Eukaryota; Fungi; Ascomycota; Eurotiomycetes; Eurotiales; Aspergillaceae. The transcript is spliced from 2 exons.